Messenger RNA from Patiria miniata (bat star), 1281 nucleotides. RefSeq lists its product as uncharacterized. The coding region runs from base 824 to 1258 and encodes 144 amino acids. The transcript has 2 exons. Lineage: Eukaryota; Metazoa; Echinodermata; Asteroidea; Valvatida; Asterinidae. The record is from RefSeq and is a predicted model, not a curated record.
AGUAUUCACUGAGCUAAGGCUUUGUCGGAAUAGAUGUUUAGCAUCCGCCUUGAGAUUUGAUGGUAUUACUAUUGGCAUUGCCUUGGCCGAAGAGGGCGACUGAUGAUUCUACAUCAGUCGCGACUCUGCCGGCCAGGAACCGGGAGCCCUUGCGAUCGGUCUCCCGAGGAAUGGAUACGGGUAUCAUCGCUCCCGAUGACUUGGUCAUGCCGGAGAUUUGGUUUCCAGGCAUCCUUUGUAGGAAGGGCGGGAGGUUUAAGAAACACGGAUUCAGAGGGUGUUUGUAUCCUUUUGUUAAAUAAACACGGGAUCAAAGAAGGUAUGAUAUUUAUCUAUAUUGACCGCUUCAUACGUGGUGGGAAGAUAUUCCUCCCUUUUGGAAAGGUUGGAGGCGAAUUAGAAUAAAAUAGAGCUUUAUAGGAAAUAUACUCCUUGUCGGUAUUUGUUCCUGGUAGGAAAUUUUACACAUGGUUAUCGGAAAAGAGCGUUGGUAUCCAUUUUAUUCUAGCAAAAGCCAUGUUAGCAAUGGCAGAAAGGAAGGUAAAGAAUGUGUAAAGUGUUAUGAGACGACGGCCCUAUGGUCAUGUAAAUUAGUAAAUUACGGUACAACUGCUGGUUCUUCAUAUGCAAAUUUGGUCGUGCGAACGCGGUCUUCGUAUGUAAAUUGGGUUUGGUCUUACCCUCGUUGCGUAACGAGUACGGUUGGCUGCGCGUCCUUACUGAGGACCUGGAGCGCACGGUUUUUCGUUGAUAGAGUGCGGGAUAGUAAAUUACAGUUUGACGACGCCUUGGAAUACGCAUCAGGCUUGGAUCCGGAUUUAUCAUGGCUGACGUGUACGAAAUUGUAGAGGAUAACGUCCAGGCGUACGGUGACACGGACGAGCCCGUGAGUGCUAGUUUUCGAGGGCUAUGCGAGACUUUUAAGAUCUCCAAGCGGUGUUUUCAAGUGCUGGUGGAAGAUGGUUGGGAUGAUGUCCAUCAACUGCACGAUUUGGACAAGAACUGGCGGAGCCAUGUGUUGGCUUUGGCGCCUAAUGGUGGGCAGAAGAGGAAUCUAGAAAAAAUGCUGGACCGAGUAGAGGCGGGGCCCUUAGACCAGCCGGUUCCAAAGAAGAAGCGAGUGGAGGGACCUGACGGCCAAGUGCAGCAGGACAAGGGGUCAACAGACGCGGUUGGCAAGGCGUUGAGCUCAGACGGUCCAGGCCCCAGCGGAACGGCUCCUGUCGUGGCAUCAACAUCGGCCACGCCCCCCAGGUAAUUAGGGUUGUUUAAAAAAAAAAA